CUGGGAGGAAAUGAUGCCCACAUUCACAUCAAAACCAGAGCAGCCAAAAUGCAAGAGGUGAGUGGAUAAGGACACAUUUUGACAGAUGUUAAAAAAAAAGAACAAUGAGUGAAUGACUGAUAGGAUACCUGUCUUGUGUGCUUGUAUUUGUAUUUAUAUACCUACACCUGUGUGCUUGUAUAGGUAUUUAUAGACAUAUACCUGUCUUAACCUAAUGCAUUUUCAUUGUCAUUUAUUUAAUUAUUUGAUUUAUUUUCUUUCUGUAGUUUGAGCCUCAGAGAAUUUCAAAAUGCACAGACAAUGGUAUUUGCCAUUGAGGAAAUCAACAACAGAGCUGAUAUUCUUCCUGGUGUCAGUUUGGGUUACAAAAUCUAUGAUUCAUGUGGCUCUAUAGAAAUGGCUCUCAGAGCAUCUCUGUCAUUAGUUAAUGGUGAAAAUGCCUCUCAGUUGUCCUGUCAAAGACCUAACACAGUCCAAGCUAUCAUUGCAGAAACCUCCUCUACUCCAACUAUUGCCACCUCUUCCACAGUUGGACCUCUGCAUUUACCUGUGGUACUUAAUGCCCUGAGAGAAGUGAGUUUCUACAUAGAAACCGGUGAAAAGGUGUUCUUUGAUAAAAAUGGAGAUCCGGCAGCAAGGUAUGAUCUCUUGAACUGGCAGCAGGGGGAGGAUGGAACAACAGAGUUUGUUAAAGUGGGUUUCUAUGAUGCCUCUUUACAACCAGGAUUUCAGCUUUCAUUUAACAACAUCAGCAUAGUGUGGGCCAAAAAUCAACACCAGGUACCUGUGUCUGUGUGCAGUGAGAGCUGUCCCAUGGGCACUAGGAAGGCUGUGAAAAAAGGAAAACCUGUCUGCUGUUAUGACUGUAUUCAGUGUGCAGAAGGAGAAAUAAGUAAUGAGACAGAUUCAGUGAUGUGUCUCAAGUGCCCUGCUGAAUUUUGGUCGAACAAAUGGAGAGAUGCAUGUGUCCCAAAACUUGUGGAAUUCUUAUCAUUUGAAGAUGUGAUGGGAAUUAUUCUAGUAGUGUUUUCUUUACUGGGCGUUUCUUUUACAUUAUGUAUUGCUGUAGUUUUCUUUGUACACAAGGACACCCCCAUAGUAAAAGCCAAUAACUCAGAGCUGAGUUUCCUGCUGCUCUUUUCAUUGACUCUCUGUUUUCUCUGUUCACUUACUUUCAUUGGUCGGCCUACCGAGUGGUCCUGUAUGUUGCGUCACACAGCAUUUGGGAUAACUUUUGUUCUCUGUAUCUCCUGUGUUCUAGGCAAAACAAUAGUGGUGUUAAUGGCCUUCAGGGCUACAAUUCCAGGAAGCAAUGUCAUGAGAUGGUUUGGACCCUUGCAGCAAAGACUCAGUGUCAUUACAUUCACUCUAUUACAGAUUAUAAUUUGUGUGCUUUGGUUAACAAUAUCCCCUCCUUUCCCAUAUAUGAACAUGAAUUAUUAUCAAGAGAGAAUAAUUCUAGAAUGCAAUUUAGGUUCAGAUUUUGGUUUCUGGGCUGUUCUGGGUUAUAUUGGCCUACUGGCUGUCUUGUGCUUCAUUCUGGCUUUUCUGGCUCGAAAAUUGCCAGAUAACUUCAAUGAAGCCAAAUUCAUCACAUUCAGCAUGCUCAUAUUCUGUGCUGUCUGGCUCACAUUUAUCCCAGCUUAUGUCAGUUCUCCUGGAAAAUUUACUGUAGCUGUGGAGAUAUUUGCUAUUUUAGCUUCAAGUUUUGGUUUGCUGUUUUGCAUAUUUGCUCCAAAAUGUUACAUUAUUUUACUCAAGCCAGAACAAAACACAAAGAAACACAUGAUGGGUAAAUCAUAA
Messenger RNA from Ctenopharyngodon idella (grass carp), 1803 nucleotides. Its product is annotated as extracellular calcium-sensing receptor-like. Bases 301 to 1803 code for a protein of 500 amino acids. The record is from RefSeq and is a predicted model, not a curated record. NCBI's taxonomy places the organism in Eukaryota, Metazoa, Chordata, Actinopteri, Cypriniformes, Xenocyprididae. Gene Ontology annotation, cellular component: membrane. Gene Ontology annotation, biological process: G protein-coupled receptor signaling pathway. The transcript has 4 exons. Gene Ontology annotation, molecular function: G protein-coupled receptor activity.